Molecule: messenger RNA, 6544 nt
Organism: Polyodon spathula (Mississippi paddlefish)
Lineage: Eukaryota; Metazoa; Chordata; Actinopteri; Acipenseriformes; Polyodontidae
Product: proto-oncogene tyrosine-protein kinase Src-like
Exons: 14
Coding region: 531-2120 (529 amino acids)
Biological process (GO): epidermal growth factor receptor signaling pathway; cell adhesion; negative regulation of extrinsic apoptotic signaling pathway
Cellular component (GO): extrinsic component of cytoplasmic side of plasma membrane
Molecular function (GO): growth factor receptor binding; non-membrane spanning protein tyrosine kinase activity; ATP binding
Source: RefSeq, a predicted model, not a curated record
UCACGUAGUGUCUUUCUCCAGAUCCCACCCUUUCAAUCCGAUUCUCUCUCUCUGCCUGAAAGCCUGUUUUUCACAAUAUAUGUCGGGACUUCAUAAGGACAGAUCACGCUUGGUUUUACUGCCGAAUCGGGCUGUUUAUCAGUACACUGGUGAAGUGCGUGGAUUUUCCAUUUAUUAAUCACCGAUUCUGGAAGUGGUGCUACACAGCUUCCCCAGGCGGUCCCGCAGUGACCUCGCUCCAGGCAGUGGUAUUCAGCCGAGUCCCAGCACCGCAUCCCGAUGUAAAUAAAAGCAACAUUUACAUUGUUUUGCUUUUAUUGGAGAAGCUCGCACGUGCAUUUUUAUUUAAAUAUCCUCAUCGCACCAGCUAAGGUAGUAAGGAUAGCCGGAGGUCGAAGACACUGCGUUAAAUUGAAAAGCCCAGUUGCGACACCAUCUCCGGAUAUCAGCAUAAACAAGAAAGAAAAUAACAGAACUAAUCCCAGCCUAGACAGCAUCCCCAGAUGUCAAGACCUUAAUGUGGCCCUGUGAUGGGGGGAGCAAAGAGUAAGCCCAAGGACUCAGGCCAGUGCUCUCCCAGCCUGGAUGGGACUAUCAGCUCCCACUACCCCAAGCACACUCACCCCCAGACACAGACCCCCCAGCGCAGCCCGGCUGGUGCCUCGCAGCCCUGCAGCAGCAACACGGCGGAGCUCACUCCCUUUGGGGGCGUGGAGCCCAUGGGGGGUGGCCCGCUUGCAGGGGGUGUCACCACGUUCGUAGCACUGUAUGACUAUGAGUCUCGGACCGCCACGGACCUGUCUUUCAAGAAGGGAGAGAGGCUUCAGAUCGUCAACAACACGAGAAAGCUGAACAGCAGGGAAGGAGACUGGUGGCUGGCCCGCUCUCUCACGUCGGGGAACACUGGUUACGCUCCCAGUAAUUACGUAGCGCCUUCAGACUCCAUCCAGGCGGAAGAAUGGUACUUUGGAAAGAUCACUCGGAGGGAAUCGGAGAGGAUGCUGCUGAACCUGGAGAACCGGAGAGGAACCUUCCUGAUCCGGGAGAGCGAGACCACAAAGGGAGCCUACUGUCUCUCAGUUCUCGACUACGACAACACAAAAGGCCUGAAUGUGAAACACUACAAAAUCCGCAAGCUGGACAGCGGCGGGUUCUACAUCACGUCACGGACGCAGUUCAGCAACCUGCAGCAGCUGGUCAGCUACUACCACAAGCACGCAGAUGGACUGUGCUACUCUCUGACCGAGGUGUGUCCCACCCUGAAGCCCCAGACUCAGGGACUGGCCCGGGAUGCCUGGGAGAUACCGAGAGAGUCUCUGCGUUUGGAACUCAAACUGGGACAAGGCUGCUUCGGGGAGGUCUGGAUGGGCACUUGGAAUGGCACGACGCGGGUGGCAAUCAAGACCCUGAAACCAGGCACCAUGUCCCCUGAGGCCUUCCUGCAGGAGGCGCAGGUGAUGAAGAAGCUGCGGCAUGAGAAGCUGGUGCAGCUGUACGCCGUCGUCUCAGAGGAGCCCAUCUACAUCGUCACAGAGUACAUGAGCCAAGGUAGCCUGCUCGAUUUCCUGAAGGGAGACACGGGGAAGUUGUUGCGGCUCCCCCAGCUGGUGGAUGUGGCCUCUCAGAUUGCAGCGGGCAUGGCCUACGUAGAGAGGAUGAACUACGUUCACCGGGACCUGCGGGCAGCUAACAUCCUGGUCGGGGACAGUUUGGUGUGCAAGGUGGCUGACUUCGGACUGGCUCGACUCAUAGAGGACAAUGAAUACACAGCCAGACAGGGUGCUAAAUUCCCGAUAAAGUGGACAGCCCCAGAGGCAGCUCUGUAUGGACGCUUCACCAUCAAGUCAGACGUCUGGUCUUUCGGAGUCCUGCUGACUGAGCUUGCCACUAAGGGCCGGGUGCCCUACCCAGGGAUGGUGAAUCGGGAGGUGCUGGACCAGGUGGAGCGUGGCUACAGGAUGCCCUGUCCGGCCGAAUGCCCCGACUCGCUCCACGACUUAAUGCUGACCUGCUGGAGGAGGGAGGCUGAGGAGAGGCCCACUUUUGAAUACCUGCAGAGCUUUCUGGAGGACUAUUUCACUUCCACAGAGCCACAGUACCAGCCCGGAGAGAACCUCUAGAACUGAACCCACUGCCAGGGGUCUACCACUAGAGUGUGCCAUUCAAACACUGAUCCCUACCCUGCCAGGGGUCUACCACUAGAGUGCGCUUUUCAAACACUGACCCCAACCCUGCCAGGGGUCUACCACUAGAGUGUGCUGUCCACCUGCUCCCAGGUUCAUUUAUAAUUUAGUUUUAUUUUUGAAUGCUUGUAAAAAGCCUGGAUUCCUUCUGAUUUCAGGUCCCUUUUUGAUAGAUGAUGCUGGGGCUGGUAUCUUCUCAACUACCAUGUUUAGAAGGCUGCUUUACUGAUUUUCGACAGCCUGUUAUUUUUAAUUAGUUUUUUUUACUCAGUUAUGCUGGUAGGUUUUGUUUCUUGAAUGUGCCAUGUUCUCGGAUUCCCCGCGGCCUGCAGGCACUGGGAGGAAAAGAACCUAAUCAGUGCUUCCCAGGGCCUGUUGAAAAUCAAAACCUGAUUUUGCUGAUUUUUUUUUUUUUUCCCUUGUGACUUGUUAAAGAGAAAGUAUGUGAGUGGUAUGUUUUUAACUGUAUUCUUCCAAGCUUGUGGUCCUGUACUUCCACAGUCGAUAGGGACACAGAGGUUGGAAAGUAGGCCAGCUAGCCCAUGCUGCCCUCGGUACCUUGCCUGGGCGUGCGGACAGACUGUCGCUUCAUGUCUUCAUGAACAAUGAUGGUGUUGGCACUGUGCUGAGCCAACCUGGUUAAACUGGACUCUGGUGAGUGUGUUGUGCAGGGAUGUCACUGUGCUGACCCGACCUGGUUAAACUGGACUCUGGUGAGUGUGUUGUGCAGGGAUGUCAAGAUGAUAGCAGGGGUGUGUAUUUAGAUAUGUUUCCUGUCUUACAUGAGGCUUCCAUAACUUUGAGUGGAUAAGAUAUUUUUUGUACAAAAGUAGAUUCAAAUGUCAUUGUAAUGGCUGUUUUCCAUUCCCCUCUUUACUAUUUGAUGGGGUAACUACCGAUCUGAGGCUUAAGUUGCACCAAUCCCGAGUCUCCUUGUUCUCUAUUGUUUGGAGCUGCUUCUCUGGAGAAUCCAAAGUGCCAGGACUGAGCAGUCUUCCACAUUCCAUUCAAAUCGUGAUUUUUCAACUAGCCCCACUAUAUCUAUAGACAGCAUGAGUAGGUAGGGCUGGCAGAGCUGGAAACAUUGUCACAUGAUUUGAAAGGAAUGAGGAGGUUGUUCAGUCCCAGCACUUGAUUCUGCAGACAAGCCAAAAGCAGGUACAGGCAGCUUUAGAGACAAAUGAGAACUCGGUAUUGGAGCUACAAAAACCAAACCGAAACAUAGUAAAGGAUGUAAGAGAGCAAGUAAAAUUACAUUUGAUGCAAUUUGUAAUCCACACCCAGAAUGAGGGUCCCUGUCCAGAUGCACUGUAUACCAUUACUAGACUCCUAUCCUUGUCCAUCUGCACUGUAUAUCAGUACUAGACCCCUCUCCUUGUCCAUCUGCACUGUAUAUCAGUACUAGACCCCUAUUAUCUAUUAGCCAGACCAUUUAUUCAGAACUGAUUUAGUACAACCUUUAUUAUUAACUACAACUGUGUGUGUCCCAGACGUCGAAUAGGGGUGGGGUAGGGUAGGGAGGCUCCUUCAUUGUGGCCAGUGUGACAUGCUUUAAAACACAGUCCUUUUACUGUUAGCCACUUCAUGAUUUCUGGAUGUAGUUUUGUUGUUUCUUUUUUUGGUAAUUGAAAUGUUUUUUUUUUUUUUUUUUUUUUAUAUAUAUAUAUGUGUCUCCUGUUUCUACAUAAUGCUGCGUCUAUAGGAAAUGUGUUGCUGCCCCCUCUAAUAGCGACUGCAAGACCUGCUUCUACUGAUAACUGAUUUUAAAUUCCUAGCCAGGGUCUGUUUCAGAUUCAUCUAAAAUCUAAAAAGACUGUCUCUCCUGUAUUUUCCAUUUGGAAAUUCCUUUACCUUCCUCCAGUAUUUUCCCUAAUAGAACCCUUAUCCUGCCUGCAUGUGUUUUGUUCAGUCUAUACCUUCAUGUUCAUAUGACACUUCUGUUAGAGACCCACGUUGAACAGACUUUCUGUGAGCUUGUAAUCCUAAUUGGCCUAUUAAAGGCAUGUUGAACAGAAUCUUCUGUGAGCUGUACUGGAGUCUCAGUUCAGAGCACUUUGAACAGGCGGGACUGAUUUCAAACCGCGUUUAAUUUGACCCCAGAUGGAAAUGCAGAAUAAGAUCAUCCCAAAUGCUAAAUGGUUCUACUGAUUUUUCCUCUUUGAUAUAACUGGCUAAGGGUAUCAUUCUGGCAGUCCAGGGUAUGUCUGCCAAUUUCAAGGAUGGCUAGUAUAUAUAAGGACUGAUCUAAACAUGAACUAAUCUACAACUACGGUAAUGUAUGUUGAGCUGCAUACCCAUUAAGGUACUGUAAUCUGAUACAAUAGCAAGGUAAUGAUGAGCUACAUACGUUAAGGUACUGUAAUUUGAUACACAGAAUUGUGUCUCAAGUUGUGCAGAUUUCAGGAGUGGGGGUUCCGUUAAAGCUACACUGUUCCACAGUCCUAUGGGAGUAUGGUAGAUAUCCUGUCCUGACCAGCACUUUACUGUACAAUUGGCAGUGUUGAAUGCCUUAGUAAGAGCCAAGGGUUAUAGUACCCCUAUUGAAAUAUGCAUGAGACUUCUCACAUGCAUCAUUCCAGGACAUAGUGUGCUUACCAGUUGAUAGGAUUACAGACCGUACAGGAUGAGCAGGAUUCAGCAGAGAUGGCUGCUAGACUAGAAGUGUACAUUCCCGUAUGGAAAUGUCUGAAUCACAUCUCUGCCUCCACAAUAUUCUUCUGUGUGGCAGACCUGAUUGGCACCCUAGUUUGUUCUCUCGAAAGGUUCUUCCAGGUUCUUUUGACAUGGAUUUCCUGUAGAACAUAAAACAGUCUGCAUGUUUCCCGUAGGGGGCAGCAUAGAGUAGGAGUGCUCUCUUCCAUAUAAAAGUUACAUGAAACAGUUCAUAGGGGCAAUUGUAAGAAGCCCUGUGCUCCUUUUUAUUUAUUUUUUAAAUGUUUGUUAUAAAUUACUGCAACAUGCAGGUCUGUAUAACUCUAUCUUUACAGAACUUAAUGGUAUAUGGACAAGACUGUGAAGAAAUAUUGAAUAUGAAAUAACUCACUGCGAUGUAAACGGUAAGACUAACACCAAUAUAGCCUGCGUGCAUCUGAUAACAGUUCAAUGUUUACAAUCACCUAAACAUUUGAAGUAGCUGUAGCUGGCAAAAUAGUUUCACAAAAUAGUUCUGCUAUGCCCAUCCAUUCAUAAUAAAGCUCUCAAAUGUGCAGUUUUGAAAGAAGCACAAGUAAUAGCAAACACGUUUUCAUUUUAGAACACGUGGUUAAUGAAAUCUCUGUUUACACUUCCUGGAUCACCUGUAGAGAGAACUCAUCCCCAUCCCUUCAAUGCCAUGCUUCCAGCCAGGAACAAAACCCAGAACAUACAGAUAAUCUGAGAAGACAGACCAGCAACUGAGAGCAUCCUUUAACCUACAGUAGUACCAGAUAUCAUGUUUGACAUUUAAAAUCCAUGUGCUGGAACAACUUUCUUUAAAUCCUCUGAAUGAGAACGCAACAUAAGAGCAGCUGAACCUGGGUGAAUGAGAACACCACAAGAUCCCUAUUUUAAUGAUCUGAACAGUGGUGGAUCUUACUACCACUGCCCUUUGAUACUAUAUAAUGGAUGGACAGUGUGUAGAUGCACACUGAUAGAGGAUGGACAGUAUGUAGGUAUGAUCAGAUUAAUAGCCCCACUAGAGCCAUACAGAGAUGCUGAUAAGGCUACAGUAUUGUUGAGUUUUGUGAAUCUUCAGAUGGAUUAUAAAGGGGCUUGAACACAGCUAUUAGAGGCCCUGAAGAAUUCCAAGCGAUUUAGCCAGUGCUGUCAUGCCAGUGACACCCUUAGCAGUGCGGUCAGGCCACUGACUAAAUUAACCAGUGCGACCAUGCCAGUGACUCCCUUAGCCAGUGCCGUCAUGCCCCCAGACGCACCUCUGAAUGAGCACGAUACUGCCCUCUGCUGAUGAUUCUGUGCUGCAGCGGUGUUGGUUGUGAUCUUUAUUUCACUGUAUACGGUACACAUUUUUCUGAACCUCUGCAGAUCUGAAUUUUCACCUGUGCCAUUGAUUUGUAACCAUGUUAUUUAAAAUAUACAUAAUUUUGUUUUAACAGAAGGUGAUUUUUGGUAAGAAGAACUCAUGUAAAGUUUAUGAUGUGUUUUCUCCAGAAUGAAUGAAUGAAAUGAGAUACUUUAUACCUAAUUGCUGUGACAUGCCUCUUCAUGGUGUAAUAAAUACAAUUGAAAAUUGUUUUCUGAGAGUAGAUUUACUGUAUUCACAGGAACAAUCUAAUUUACUCUGCAGUUCGUUAGAGAUUGUUUGGGAUUUAAAAAUCCUGUUUUAUUCUCAGAGCUAAUAAAAAGAUACAAGGAUUAUAUAAAGC